CGACGUGGUGGAUAGGACCAGCGUCAGCUCGCUGGCGGAUUUCGUCAGGGCUCGGUUUGGAAAACUCGAUAUUCUGGUGAAUAAUGCAGGCAUAACCGGAGCUACAUUCAUGAAAGAGGACUUUGGUUUUGACAGAAGAUAUAAUUAGAGGUCCGAAGGCCAAGUCCAUGAAGGAGUACUUCAAGGAGACGUAUGAAUCAGCAGAAAAAUGUCUGAGGACUAACUAUUAUGGAAUCAAACAAGUAACUGCUGCUCUUCUACCUCUUCUUCAACAAUCAAGUAUGCCAAAAGUAGUCAAUGUCUCCUCUUCCGUUGGCCAGCUUAAGUACAUUCCCGGCGAGAAUAUAAAAAAGGAGCUCCAGGAGAUCGAUACCCUCACGGAAGAGAAAGUGGAUGGUCUGGUCGCGCGAUUUCUGAAGGAUAUGAAGGAGGAUGCGGUGGAAACCGGAGGCUGGCCGAUCCUUUUAUCUGCUUACAUCGUCUCAAAGGCAACUCUCAAUGCUUACACAAGAGUUUUGGCGAAGAAAUACCCUGAAAUAGCCAUCAAUGCUGUGCACCCGGGUUACAUCAAGACCGACCUAAGCCACAACAUUGGGUUGCCGGUCGAGGAAGGUGCGAGAGGUCCUGUUAUGGUGGCUCUAAUGCCGAAAGAUGGACCUUCCGGGGCGUUCUUCAAUCGUACAGUGGUAUGGACCUUUUGAUCAAGAUUUGGAUGGGUAGCGCAGAGAGGCUACGUGGGUUUAGUGUUAUGUUGGGAACAUUAUAAGAUCACCUGCAUUGGGGUAUCUAUUUGCAACCAAUUCAUUCAUCCACAUCAUUUA
Molecule: messenger RNA, 821 nt
Organism: Rhodamnia argentea
Lineage: Eukaryota; Viridiplantae; Streptophyta; Magnoliopsida; Myrtales; Myrtaceae
Product: salutaridine reductase-like
Exons: 5
Coding region: 168-701 (177 amino acids)
Cellular component (GO): membrane
Source: RefSeq, a predicted model, not a curated record